AUGGUUCCCACAGAGAAGGGUGGUGAGAAGAAAAAGGGCUGUUGUGCCGUCAAGGAGGGGUUGACCAGGGAGCACGCCAUCAGUGUUCAGAAGUGCAUCCGUGGAGUGGGCUUCCAGAAGUGUGCCCCUCGGGACCUCAAAGAGGUCCAGAAACUUGCCACCAAGAAGGUGGGAAAGCCGGAUGCAUGCAUUGACCCCAGGCUCAACAGAGCUGUCUGGGCCCAAAGAAUAAGGAAUGCCCCAAAUCUUAUCCAUGUACGGUUAUCCAGAAAACACGAGGAUGAAGAUUCACCAAACGAGCUCCAUACAUUGGCCACCUGUGUACCUGUGACCAAUUUCGAAACCCUACGAACAGUCAAUGUGGAUGAAAACUAA
This is a messenger RNA of Choloepus didactylus (southern two-toed sloth), 375 nucleotides long. RefSeq names its product 60S ribosomal protein L31-like. Gene Ontology annotation, cellular component: ribosome; cytosolic large ribosomal subunit. The coding region runs from base 1 to 375 and encodes 124 amino acids. Gene Ontology annotation, molecular function: structural constituent of ribosome. The record is from RefSeq and is a predicted model, not a curated record. The transcript has a single exon. Gene Ontology annotation, biological process: cytoplasmic translation. Lineage: Eukaryota; Metazoa; Chordata; Mammalia; Pilosa; Megalonychidae.